This is a messenger RNA of Hippopotamus amphibius kiboko, 2707 nucleotides long. RefSeq names its product SLAM family member 8 (gene SLAMF8). The transcript is spliced from 5 exons. Gene Ontology annotation, molecular function: signaling receptor activity. The record is from RefSeq and is a predicted model, not a curated record. NCBI's taxonomy places the organism in Eukaryota, Metazoa, Chordata, Mammalia, Artiodactyla, Hippopotamidae. The coding region runs from base 691 to 1581 and encodes 296 amino acids. Gene Ontology annotation, biological process: leukocyte chemotaxis involved in inflammatory response; regulation of B cell differentiation.
UGCCCGGGGCGCACAGAAGGAAAGGUUCCUCAUGCCGCCUUGUGGGCAGGAAGCCUUGAACGGGAGGCCGGCCAGCUGCAUAGCAUGCAGAGCCACGCCAAGCCCAGGAGGAUGGACGGAACAGCGUGCCUGGUGGAGGAGUACGUGCAACAUGGAAGCGUGGCAUUGGCAGUUCUGAGACAGAUAGUUCUGCUUGGCGUGGCUGGAGAGCAGGACAGGCAUGGGACCCAAGGCCGGAGAAGCAGGCUGGAGUCGCACUUAGGAGAGCCUUAUAUGCUAAGCCAAGAGUUUAGUCUCUCCUGAGGGGAGUGGGAGGCUACAGAAGAAUUUUAAGCAGGAGAGAAGCCAUGAUGGGAAUUGCAGUUUAGAGGGCUCUCUGUGGCUAUGACAGGAAAGGCAGGGGCAGCCAGACAGAGUGGGAUGCGGGGAGGCCCGGCGGGAAUCAACGCGGAGGAUGUGGGCUUGUGCAGAGGCGCGUGCCGUCUGCACUGGCCAACCAUAGGCAUUUGAAAGAGGCUGACUUACAAGAAUCAGCUCCUGAAAGCGUCCAGCUAGGCCCAAGGCCAACUUCCACUUUCCUCUGGAUAUUUUCACUUUCGGGGCAUCUUGUUUUGAGUCAAGAUUCCUCCUUCUGAACAUGGGACUUUCCAGAAGGACCACAGCUCCUUCCGUGCGUCCACUUGACCUGGGAUGUUCUGGAUUUUGGUUGUCGAGGGAGUGUGCCCGCCUCUCCGAAGGAUGGCCGUGUGGUCCCUGUGGCGUCUGCUUCUCUGGGAAGCUCUACUUCCCGUGGUUGUCACCGGCGCCCAAGUUCAGGGCCAGGUCGGGGGCUCCGUGCUGCUGGUGGCAGAGCGCCCUCCCAACUUCCAAGUCCGAGACGCCAUCUGGAGAUCGCUCUGGCCUUCGGAGGAGCUCCUGGCCACGUUUUUCCGGGGCUCUCUGGAGACACUGUACCACUCCCGCUUCCUGGGCCGAGCCCAGUUGCACAGCAACCUCAGCCUGGAGCUGCGGCCACUGCAGCCUGGAGACAGCGGCAACUUCUCCGUGCUGCUGGUAGACAAGGAAGGCCGGGCCCGGACCCAGACCCUGCAGCUCAAGGUGUAUGAUGCAGUGCCCAGGCCCGUGGUACAAGUGUUCAUUGCUGUAUCAGGAGAUGCUCAGCCCCCCAAGACCUGCCAGGUGUUCCUGUCCUGUUGGGCUCCCAACAUCAGCGACAUAACCUAUAGCUGGCGACGGGAGGGAACCGUUGACCUUGGUAUCGAGCCAGGUGGCCUCUUCACGGACGGACAGGUGCUGAGCGUGUCACUGGGACCAGGCGACAAAGGCGUGGCCUAUUCCUGCAUUGUCUCAAACCCUGUCAGCUGGGACUUGGCCACAGUCACCCCCUGGGAGAGCUGCCAUCGCCAGGCAGCUCCAGGGAGAGCCUCCUACAAAGAUGUGCUGCUGGUAGUGGUGCCUGUCUUGCUGCUCCUGAUCCUGGCUGGUCUCUCUGCCUGGCACUGGGGCCCCUGCUCAGGGAAAAGCAAGAAGGAUGUCUGUGCGGACGACGUGGCUCCAGAGACAGAGCACCCCCUUGUGUAGGGUCUGCCCUGAGCGAUGCCUGGACCCCGAGGAAACCCACUCCAGUCACAUGAUGCUCUGGGAUGUAGCUGGUACCUGGGAACCACCAUGGACCUCGUACCUCCCAGGAGACUCCUGUACCACCUCCCAGGAGCAGCCUGGGCAGCCGUCACACUGGGAGGACAGGAAACACCUUCACAACCUUCCACAGCCUCCCCCUUCUCUCUCCCAUCAUUGCGUGUCCUGGCUCUGCUCUGGGCAACAUGGACCUAGCAGGACACCCCCUCAAGGACACUGGAAGCUCUCCAGGACCCAGAGGUUGAUUGUCCAGGGCACUCGCUUCCCCACCACUGUUCAUGAAGUAUUGCUGUGGACUGAAUUUGUCCCCUUUAAGUUCACAUGUUGAAAUCCUAACCCCCAGUAUCUCAGAAUAUGACUGUGUAUAGAGAUAAGGCCUUUAAAAAUGUAAUUAAGGUUAAAUGAGGUCAUUGAGAUGGCCCUAAUCUGAUAUGACUGGCAUCCUUGUAAGAAGAGGUAGAGACACCAGGAAUGCACACAUACAGAGAGAAAAGGCCUGGAAGGACACAGAGGGAAGGAAGCCCUCUGCAAGCCAAGGAGGGAGGCCUCGGGAGAAGCCCUCUUCUGUCUGAGUGUCAGAUUGCUCUGGGGGGUAGGGGGACCAUGAACUAAAGUUACACUUAGGAAUUAGCAGAUGGUAGGGUUCAGAAUUAUUCCCUCCCAGGUGUAACUGGAUUUUUUUCUGGGACCUCACUCAAGCCUUGAUGUUAGAGGAAGAGGGCAUUGAAGAAACAGGGGCAGGUUUAGAAGUGUUUUCCCAGGGCGGGGUCAAUCCCUCCACCCAGGAUGUCAACCCCUUGCAAGGGGCUUCCCUCCUCUCCCCGCUUCCUGGGCUGUCACUUCACCUUGGACAAAUGGUCAGCUCAACUGGCCUCCAGAAUCACGUGGCCACUCCUCCACGUGACUAGUCCUGGAAUUUCCCUGCCUACUGGCUCUGCUUGGAGGUCCCCUGCUGGCCACCUGGCUUCUCCUAGCCCUCAUGCCUUUCCUGCAUCCGCUUCUCCCCCAUCACCUUCUUCCAAGUUCACCUGAACAGCGCACAUGGCCACGGCAGCUGGUGCUGCCGCUA